AUGUCGAACUUCGAGCCAAACGCCGUGAUCCGCGGCUUCCAGCUCACAGUGGUAGGCACCGUUCGUGCAUUAUCGAACCCUGAACUAUUCAAGUAUGACCAUUUCCGCCAAGCAGCUUUCGCAAUAGCCAUCAGCAUCGUGAUCCAAUUGAUCAUCCAGAUUCCAAUCCUCAGCGUAAGAUUCUCUAUCUACGUCUUAUCAUGGGUGGUCAAUCUGGAGCAGGCUGUCUGGGACGACAAGCUUCUCAAUGGAUUGGAAUUUAUGUCCAAGUCUGUCCUUCAGGUACCAUUCUUGCUCAUGACCCUGAUGCGAUAUGUGACGCCUACGCUCGAUCAAAUCUUCAUGCAGUCCAUCCACUGGGUGGACACCACAUACAUCCAGAAACAUAAAUCUGAAGAUCCUCGGCACCUGCGUUCUCUAUACUACCCCAAUCUGUCUCAGUACUCUGCCAAGGGCGGCUCCAGUGUUUCUCGGCCAUUCCCCGAAGCACUGAAGUCAUUCUUCAAUCGUUAUACAAAGAAGGUUGGCAUGAUGCUUGGUCUCUAUCUUCUGUCGAUGGUUGUAAUCAUCGGUCGGUUCGUCAUGCCUGCAGCAACUUUCUACACAUUCCGAAGCCACGUUGGCUCGACUCCCGCAGCUGUCAUUUUUGGCAUAGGCUUGAUUCUGCCGAAGACGUACAUUAUCAUGUUCCUCCACACCUACUUUUCUUCGCGCAGUCUGAUGCGUGAACUUCUCGAACCCUACUUUUGUCGCAUUAAGUUCACAGCCGAGCAAAAGCGUCGGUGGUUCCGCGACCGCGAAGGUGUUCUCUUCGGCUUUGCCUUCGCUUUCACGGUUCUUCUUCGCAUUCCAUACAUUGGUGUGCUAAUGUAUGGCAUUGCUGAGGCAUCUACUGCGUACCUUGUCACCAAGAUCACCGACCCGCCUCCAUCUCCUGCUGAAAGUGCAGACUUCGCCGAAAGCCAGGUUACCUGGAAGAACAAACAUGAUUUCUUGCGCUUGUCUCUCGAUAAUCUUGACAAGCUCAAUGUCGACAUAGCCGAGCACGGUGAUAAGGACUCUGGUUCCCCCGAGAAGAAGUUUUCUUGA
Penicillium vulpinum is the source of this 1089-nucleotide messenger RNA. It is a transcript of the gene usgS, whose product is annotated as transmembrane protein UsgS. NCBI's taxonomy places the organism in Eukaryota, Fungi, Ascomycota, Eurotiomycetes, Eurotiales, Aspergillaceae. The transcript is spliced from 5 exons. The coding region runs from base 1 to 1089 and encodes 362 amino acids. The record is from RefSeq and is a predicted model, not a curated record.